AUGCUCACCUACAAAGCACUCAAUGGACUGGGGCUCACAUACAUGUCUGACCUCCUGCCCCCCCCAAUUUCCAGCACUCCUACACUCCUGCACCCCUACUAUCCUGCAACCCUACACUCCUGCACCCCUAAUCUCCUGCACCCCUACACUCCCGCCCCCCCAAUUUCCUGCACCCCUACUUUCCUGCACCCUUACACUCCUGCACCCCUACCUUCCUACUCUCCUGCACCCCUACUCUCCUGCACCCUUACACUCCUGCACCCUUACACUCCUGCACCACUACUUUCCUACACCCCUACUCUCCUGCAUCCCUACCUUCCUACACCCCUACUCUCCUGCACCCUUACACUCCUGCACCCCUACUAUCCUGCACCCCUGCACCCCUACCUUCCUGCACCCCUACUCUCCUGCACCCCUACCUUCCUGCACCCCUACUCUCCUGCAUCCCUACUCUCCUGCACCCUUACACUCCUGCACCCCUACACUCCUGAACCCCGACUCUCCUGCACCCCUACCUUCCUGCACCCCUACUCUCCUGCACCCUUACACUCCUGCACCCCUACCUUCCUACAUCCCUACUCUCCUGCAACCCUACUCUCCUUUAACCCUUACACUCCUGCACCCCUACCUUCCUGCACCCCUACUCUCCUGCACCCCUACUCUCCUGCACCCUUACAUUCCUGCACCCCUACACUCCUGCACCCCUACCCUCCUGCACCCCUACCUUCCUGCACACCUACUCUCCGGCACCCCUACACUCCUGCACCCCUACCUUCCCGCACCCCUUCUCUCCUGCACCCCGACUCUCCUGCACCCUUACACUCCUAUACUCCUACCUUCCUGCACCCCUACACUCCUAACAGUCCACUGCACUCCUCUGACCCUGGCCUUCUCACCCUCCCUAGCACCAGGCUCCACUCUAUGGCAGACCGGGCUUCAGGCAGUGCAGCUCCCCAAUUCCAGAACUCUCUCCCUCUCCAUGUCAGAACCUCACGAUCCAUACACAUAUUCAAGUCCACAAUAAAGAAACAACUCUUCACACAGGCUUAUCUGGAUUCUCUGUUGUCUUAG
Messenger RNA from Oncorhynchus gorbuscha (pink salmon), 1071 nucleotides. RefSeq names its product extensin-1-like. The transcript has a single exon. The record is from RefSeq and is a predicted model, not a curated record. NCBI's taxonomy places the organism in Eukaryota, Metazoa, Chordata, Actinopteri, Salmoniformes, Salmonidae. Bases 1 to 1071 code for a protein of 356 amino acids.